CGUUUCGUAGUCGUGGAGGCUGAAGAAUUGCGACAUACAUUCUGCAGUGAUCGCAGAUCUCACCUAAUUUCCUAGCCCGAACUACCAAUCUCUGAACAUAUAGAAAGCCAGAGGUUUGGAAACGAAAGGGUUCGUUCCCGUGGCUUGGGUAUUCUAUUAUCCCAUAGGGCAUCUGCGAGACGUUUGCAUUUCGUCAAACAAAACACUUGCGCAAGUGGUCAUACAUACGUACACAUAUCCGAGCGGCUGAAUCUUACUCUACCGCAACACCGGAGUAGCUGCUUACGUUGAAUUUUGCUUGGGGUCAAGGACAAGGACGAUAGAUUUGCAUAGGAAGAAACAGCAAUGCCGCAUACGAAUCGAAAAAAGAAGAGUGGAGCGAGGGAAACCAGCGAUGUAGUGAUGAGCGGAGCGGAGAAAACAAGAAAGGUUGUGCAACCUGUGAAGAGGAAACAAGUUGAGGAUGGAGAGGGCUGGACACAUGUUAUAGGAGGAGGAAAGAAAGCUAGUGGUGGAGAAGCAUGGACGCAUGCGGGGGAUUUUGUAAGGAAUGGAGUUGCGUAUAUUGAGAGGACGGUGGGGGAAAUGAGGGACGAUUUGGCGUAUUAUGGGAAUCAAUGGGAGGGUAGUGAAGCGGGUAAACAAUUGAAGGAGAUAUUGAGGGGAAGGGGUUCGGUGAAGAAUGUGGUUUGUUUGGGAUUAGGAAGUUUACAAAGUGCGAGGAGAGAAGGGAGGAGGAGUAGUUUUACGCAAUUGGCUGCGUUGAUGAUGAUUUUGGAAGAGUUGGGUGAGUUGGGUUUGAAGUCGUGCGUGAACAUUACUGAUAGAAUUUUAGGUGGUAUUGGUGCGGAUAAAAUACAAUGUGUAUUCCAGGAUCCUCAAUAUACAGAAACUGACAAGGAAUUUUUGAUUUCUUUUGCUGGAGUAGUGGUAAAUGACCCGUUAGCAUUUGAUCAUAUUAAAGAGGAUACUUUAGUAUAUGCGAUACAUUGUUAUGGACCAGUUUACAAGACUAUUAGUUCAGGACCUCAACCUGCAGUUCUUAUAGGAACAGAUAUGGAUAAUUUUUCCAGGUUCUACUUGUAAGUUACAUGGCGCAUCUUCGUUAGCAGACAUUAACAUUUCACAGAUCAACGAACACAGAAACUCUUGGGCAACAUCUAGAUGAUAUGGUCAAAGAUUGCGAAGUGAUAAAUUUUCCACAACUUCGACAUGAUUUUUCGGAUACAAAAAUAUACUGGCGAAAAGAACCGACGAUUUGAAUAAGGGACGUAGCCGAAGCUUGGCUUCACUAGCAAUAGACCUCAUAUAUACCAGAAUAAUCGAGGCAUGCUCUUAACUCGGAGCGGCGAGAUCUCAAUUGAUCUCACUGGACUGCACUACAGUACCAAAAGCAUCCGCCAACUCCGCCAAAACCGUCUUAACCA
Molecule: messenger RNA, 1427 nt
Organism: Sclerotinia trifoliorum
Lineage: Eukaryota; Fungi; Ascomycota; Leotiomycetes; Helotiales; Sclerotiniaceae
Source: the annotation of a GenBank genome assembly